Molecule: messenger RNA, 1293 nt
Organism: Helobdella robusta
Lineage: Eukaryota; Metazoa; Annelida; Clitellata; Rhynchobdellida; Glossiphoniidae
Exons: 9
Coding region: 1-1293 (430 amino acids)
Source: RefSeq, a predicted model, not a curated record
AUGUGUUUUAGUUUGUGUGUGUUUCUAAGGUGCCAGCCUGCAUUCGAAGACGCGACCUUCGGAAGAACUUUCAGGGCAUCCAGUCAAUGCGGCCAGGCUCCGUCUAUGAACUGUGUGGAUUGUGAAUGCGACGCUGCGAACAAAAAACUUUGUUUCAUAUGUGACAAAAAUCAAAUUAACAGAACGCACCCUGUGACGUAUUUAAAUGACGUGGAAAGUUCUUCCGGGCCAACGUGUUGGGUCUCGAAACUUCGAGAUCGAAAGGUCAACCUCACCCUCAGUUUAGAUAAGAGGUACGAGUUCACUUACGUCACUGUGGAAUUUUGUAGAGGUAGUCAGAUUCCAGAUCCGCUGAUCGUUUGGAAGAGUUUUGAUUUCGGAAGAACGUGGGAUGUGUUGAAAUAUUUUUCAAAAGAUUGCUCUGCAUUUCAAUCUGGAGGUUUGUUUGAAAAGUUCAUCAGCCAAUCUGACAAGAAAUCCAUCGGCAAACCUGAAAAAUGGAACAGAAAACAAAGCUCAGACAACUUUAACACGAAUCGGCAAAAAACUCUUCAAGAGAAAAACGCUCGAAAGGUUGGCACACACACGUGCACAAACACUCACACACACGCGCGCACGCAUAUACACGCACACAAACAAACAAAACUAUGCCAGUCUGACCUGGGGAAACUGAACGAAACCCACUUCUUCGCGAUUUCAAACGUGGUUCUUGGGGCUCGGUGCAAGUGUAACGGCCACGCUUCGGAAUGCGCCCCUAAAGAGGAAAUCCUUAAUCAAGAAGGGGGUGGUCUAGUUAGAGAUCACCAAACUUUUAGCGAAAAUUCUAAGAAGAGAUUAAGAUGUAAAUGCCGGCACAACACGAGGGGUCCAGACUGCAAUGAAUGUAAAUCCCUUUACAACGAUCGGCCAUGGGCUAGGGGUACAACUAAAAACCCCAACGAAUGCCUAGCUUGCAAUUGCAACCAACACACGAACCAUUGUCGUUUUAAUGCAAAAUUGUUCAAGUUGUCAAAAAAUCAGUCUGGAGGUGUGUGUGUAAGAUGCAGGCAUAACACUAUUGGAAGAUAUUGCCAUAUCUGCUCCGACGGAUACUACAGAAAUCCAGACGAACCACUCGACAGUGCCAGAGCUUGCAUACCUUGCAACUGCAAUCCGAUUGGCUCGCACAGUCACGUGUGCAACCGGACAAGCGGACAGUGCGAAUGUAAAAAAGGAGUCGAAGGACAGACAUGCAACACGUGUGCCAGUGGCUUCCAGCAAGGAAGUUCUCCAUCCAGACCAUGCGUUGGUUAG